AUGAUGCAAACACCAAUAGUUAAAAAUGAUGGAUCCGUUGAUGUUUCACCCCGAAAAAUACCCGUUACUUCGACUGUGAACUCGACAUAUGUUCCAUCUACUAUUUCAUUUUUCGUCUUACGUCAAGUGGAUUCAAUGGACGAUUGGAAAAUACAAGUGCUCUUUGACAAUGACUUUAAAUACGACCUGACUUCUACCAUUGCUUUACCUCGUGCGACAAUAGGAUCCAAAGGUGAACAGAAUGUAUGUGUGUAUCACUCAAAUAUUGAUGUAUAUUUGAACGAUAGUGGAGGUAUUCUCCUUGGCAACCGUCUUAUUCGUACCUAUCGACUUCGUAUAUCUCAGUCACGAGCCAUGACUCCAACAAUACAUUAUGAGGAAAACUUCGCGCGAGAACUUGUGUUAAACCCAUCGAUAUCACGUCAGUUUCUAUUCAACGUUCAUUUCGAAAAGGGCGUAUAUAUGUUACAAGCCCCUGGUACAAAUAUUUCAGGAAAAGACGUGCCGUUCUGGAAUCAUCUAUGUAUUUUCACUUACUUUCUUAUCAACAAGAAAUCUUACGAAGCAUUCGAAUCUUUUCAUGAACAAUUUGCAAUUGCUAUUAUCAACCAAAGCCGAACACUUUCACCUGAAAAUUUGAAUGAAUUCUUCAAGCUGUGUCGUAAUCACUUUGCAGCCAUCGAACGUAUCAUAUUGAACGAUCUAGAAGCACUAAAAAUUCUUGUUCGUAUGAUGUCUCCUCUGCUCAUCAAUCGAGAGAACAUGCUCGUUCAAAGUGAAGCAGCUCAAUUAUUCAUUUCAAUUCUUCUCAGACAUAUAGCAGAAGAUUUGCAAGCUAUUUGGAUAGCAAUCGUCGAUUCUGUAUGGACAUCAUUUCGUGAAGGCUUGAUAAAUCUUUNUCGAAAAAUCACUACGACUGUUGAUGACUUAUAA
Molecule: messenger RNA, 933 nt
Organism: Adineta ricciae
Lineage: Eukaryota; Metazoa; Rotifera; Eurotatoria; Adinetida; Adinetidae
Source: the annotation of a GenBank genome assembly